AUGUCGCGCAAAGCCUCGGCCUCGGCCGGCCGCCCUGGCGCUCUCCCCUCCAUUAGCGGGGAUAAUCCAGCCGAAGACAUCUGCCCCGUGUGCAAAACCUCCCGCUACCUCAACCGCGACCUCGAGUUCCUCAUCAAUCCCGAUUGCUACCAUCCCAUGUGCACCAAUUGCCGCGAGUGCGACAUCCGCAAGAGGGUGGCUGCCGUCUUCAACAAGGUCGAGGACGACUUCGAGACCGUGGACGACUACAAUAACUACCUCGAACGCGUGGAGGACCUGACAGACGCCCUCGUCAACGGCCCAGAGGACAAGCGCAUGGCGGGCGAAAAGGAGCUGAUGGAGUGGGAGGCAUCGAACAAAGCCGAGAUCGAGGCGAAUAAGAAGCGUCGCGGGGAGGCCGACGAACUCUCCAAGAAGCGCAUGCAGGCCGAGGAGCAGGCGGCCAAGGCCCGUCGCCUCGAAGCCGUGCGCGAGGCCCAACAGGAGCGCACGCGGGAUGCCAAGCUCAAGGAGGAGAUGCUCAACGGCUUAGCCCGCGGCGAGGCCGGCCACGCCGCCGAGACCAUGAAUAGGAUCAUGCUCAAGCGCCGAGGCCAGGGCAAGCAGCAGCAGCAGGCCCUGUACGACGGCGCGAACCCCAACCUGUCAAUCCGCGGCCUCAAGGAGAAGCGCCGCGCCGACGACAACCUCCCCUACGACCCCUUUGGCGGCCUCGACCUCACCCCCUCACGGUACGAAAUCACAGACUAUGGCAACUAUCACAGCGAGUGGCUCGAGAACGCUCGCUCCAACACAGAGUACCGCGUCGGCGGUUACGCAGUCGAGGAGUACCUCUCCCGCGUCAUGUUCGAGGCCUUUUCCGGCAUGGGCGUCUUCAUCGAGGACGAAAAGGAACAAGCUAGACCCACGCCCGAAAUCAAGCUCGAGGUCCCCGUUAAGAUGGAGGUGGACGAUGUAUUCUGA
This is a messenger RNA of Parascedosporium putredinis, 963 nucleotides long. The record is from the annotation of a GenBank genome assembly. NCBI's taxonomy places the organism in Eukaryota, Fungi, Ascomycota, Sordariomycetes, Microascales, Microascaceae.